CACAGAGAGAGAGAGAGGUGACAUGGAUAAGAGGGUGUUUUUUUGACAGUUACUGACAAGAGUCACAUUUGCAGCAGACAGCAGCGUGAUGGAGCCACAAGAGAUCAGAGAGGGAUACUUAGUAAAAAAGGGUACAUUGCUAAACUCCUGGAGUGCAGUGUGGGUGGUGUUGUCAGAAGAUGGAGUGGACUUCUAUAAAAAGAAAACAGACCGUUCACCUAAAGGGAUGAUCCCAUUGAAGGGAGCAACACUGAGCAGCCCUUGUCAGGAUUUUGUCAAGAGGAUGCUGGUUUUCAAGAUAACCACUGAGAAGAAGCAAGAUCACUUUUUUCAAGCCUCAUACGUGGAGGAGAGAGAGCUUUGGGUCAAGGACAUCAAGAGAGCCAUUACCUGCAUCCAAGGGGGAAAAAAGUUUGCCAGAAAGUCUACCAGACGCUCCAUUCGCCUGCCUGAAACAGUCAACCUAGCUGUGCUGUACACAGAGAUGAAAAACCAGGAUGAAGGCGUGAAAGAGUUAAAACUGGAACAGGAGAAUCGAGUCUUCAACCACUGCUUCACCGGUGCGACGGUGAUAGACUGGCUGAUUUCAAAGGAGAAGGCGAGAAAUAGACCUGAGGCACUCAUGUUGGCAACAGGGCUCAUGAAUGAGGGUUUUCUCCAGCCUGCAGGUGACUUAUCAAAAGAGGGAGCAGAAAGCGGAGAGCAAGCAGCCUUCUUAGAUGAGACAAAAGCUCUCUAUUAUUUUGCAGACAGUGGCUUCUUUUGUGAAGGCUACUCCAGUGAUGAAGAUGUUCUUCUAAAGGAAGAAUUCAGAGGAAACAUCAUAAAACAGGGCUGUUUGGUUAAACAGGGACAUAGACGGAAGAACUGGAAGGUGCGAAAAUUCAUACUCAGAGAUGACCCUGCCUAUAUACAUUACUACGAUCCUGCAAAGGCUGAUGACCCUCUGGGCUCAAUCCACCUCCGUGGGGCGGUGGUCACAGCUGUGGACUAUGUGCCUGAUGCCAAAAAAAAAGAUAUUGAUGGCAACCUAUUUGAGAUCAUCACUGCAGACGAGACUCACUACUUCCUCCAAGCUGCUACAGACCAAGAAAGAAAGGAGUGGAUCAAAGCAAUACAGAUGGUGUCAAAAAGCGGAAAAUAACAAAUAGCAUGGAGCAGCAGGGGAAUAUGUAACAGCUGCAGCGGCAUAUCGAAUGCAAAAGUUUGGCAGUUCUGUAAUUAUAUUCUGUCACCCACGUUUUUGUAUAGUUUUUAAUUGUUUUAGAGUAACUUGAAAUAUAAAGUUCUCUACACACUAUCAAACUGCAAACAUCACUUCUGCUGUAACUAAAGACAGUCAAAUUUAAUAUAAAGUGUCAUAACCAAUGUUUACUCUAUGUUAGUGAACACGAAGAUAUGAUAGCAAAGUAAAAAUGAGCUGAGGAAUAAAUAGAAUGAAUUAUAAUUAGAUAACAUUGCAAAUAUCUAUUUAUUUUAAAUAUGCUAUUCUGUAAAACUACGAUACAGCUGAGUCUCACCAAAUGACAAAAGAUAAAGGCUAAGACAGUAUGAAAGAUAAACUGGGUUUUUUUCUCCUCCUGAGUCUUAUUAUUCACUCCACUGUGGUUUUUUUGAUUUCCUCCUUCUUAACCUGCCCUUCAAAAGUCGGAGACAGUUCUAGCUAUCACACGAGCACAGUUGGUUCCUGAGCGUGAACUAACUCCGAAUCACUUUCAGCCUUCACAGUUUCACACGUUGUGGCUUACAGGCCUGCUGCAUACAUGAGACAAUUUAUCAGUGACAGAAACGACAAGCGUACACUACUAUGUGUAUUCAGAAAUGUAAUUUUAGUGCUAACGGCUAAACUGAUGAGUUCAUGAAGGCUUUUUUAGUUUUUCGCUGUUUUUUUUUUAGUUUUGUCUAUAUUAGCUGGACUAAUGCUUAUUUAUUUCAGACCUAUUUGAACGUGAGAACAUUGCCAUUCUAUUUUAAAAUCCCUGUCAUACAAGUCAAAUUUAGCAGCAUACGCCACUACAGACCAUCUAGCAUUUUAUUUUCAGGAGCGAUUAGUGGUAUUUGAGGUGGCCCUUUAUCUGGCACCUUGAUACUUGGUGUUACGCCCCAGUCUAGGGGUACAGGAACGCAACAUAAGUUUGAAAAGACUGCCCCGCCCUGGUCCCCAAAACCAUACACAGAGGGAAACCAAUUCCUUAGUGAAUCGUGUUUUAUUAUCUACACUGCAAAAAUGAAGCUCCAGGGUGAACAAAGGCCAAAAUAACAAACAAAACAAGCUAAGUCAGGAGAAGGUGCUAUCUAAAACCCUAUGUGAAAUCAAACAUCAAACAAAAGACAAGCGCUACACCUAACUCCCUAACUGAAAUAAACAGGAGAAAACAGUGCAAGGAAAAACAAUACGGCAGCUCACCCCUUCUGUUGCAGUGCUAUUUACAAUGUGCUAUGUACAAUGAAAGCUAAUAUACACACUAUAUACAAAACUCAGAAAAGCCGCACAAAUCACAAGCACAAAAGUCUCAGGUUUUGGAGGCCAGGGUCAGGUCUGCUGCUGCUGUCAGUGGCUGCCCCGGGACAACUGCUGGUGGGGGUUUGAAUGAAGAUCACAUGGCCAGGGGACCAAUCAGCAGCCAUCAGCUCAUCCACUCCGGGACCUGCAAAGACUUAAAGGCACAGACAACAACAGCCACCAAAACAGAUUAUGGACAGGGCCAUAACACUUGGGUUUAUAUCAUUUAUGUAAACUACAAAUAUGUUAAUAACCUAUCUGAUUGUGGUUUCAUUUUUCUGUGUUACACGGGACAUAGCAUUCUCUCUUUUGACACAAUGUUUUCUGAGGUGUCACUUAGAGACAACGUUACCAUAACGGAAAGGAACAAUGGCAAAAACUAUGAAGCUGCAGGUCUUUGAUAUAAAUUUGACUCAAUAAAAUAUGUUACUUUGGC
Molecule: messenger RNA, 2939 nt
Organism: Haplochromis burtoni (Burton's mouthbrooder)
Lineage: Eukaryota; Metazoa; Chordata; Actinopteri; Cichliformes; Cichlidae
Gene: plek
Product: pleckstrin
Exons: 9
Coding region: 89-1144 (351 amino acids)
Biological process (GO): actin cytoskeleton organization; intracellular signal transduction
Cellular component (GO): plasma membrane
Source: RefSeq, a predicted model, not a curated record